This is a messenger RNA of Cygnus olor (mute swan), 1498 nucleotides long. It is a transcript of the gene PLPP5, whose product is annotated as phospholipid phosphatase 5. Bases 24 to 788 code for a protein of 254 amino acids. Gene Ontology annotation, biological process: phospholipid metabolic process. Gene Ontology annotation, molecular function: phosphatidate phosphatase activity. The transcript has 5 exons. NCBI's taxonomy places the organism in Eukaryota, Metazoa, Chordata, Aves, Anseriformes, Anatidae. The record is from RefSeq and is a predicted model, not a curated record.
GGGACCGGGGGGGGGGACCUGGGAUGCCGGGGGGCCGCGCCCCGAGCCGCCCCGAGCCGCCCCGGUGCCCCCGCAGGGUGCUGGAGGCGCUGCCGCCGUUCGAGCGCGUGGUGCAGCCCGAGGAGCUGUGGCUCUACAGGAACCCCUUCGUGGAGGCCGAGCGCGUCCCCUCCGUGCCCAUGUUCUUCAUCGCCUUCCUGUCGCCCUUACUGCUGGUUGUCCUGGCCAGGCUGUUCCUGGGCGCUGACCAAGACGACACGCGGGAGGCCUGCCUGGGCCGCGGCCGGACUUCUUCUAUCGAUGCUUCCCGGACGGACGAGCGAACGCGGAGCUGGCGUGCACAGGCGACCCCAGCAUCGUGGCUGAGGGACGCAAAAGCUUCCCCAGCGGCCACGCUUCUUGUAAGUCCUCAGCGUCCCCAGGCAACGAAGCACGGUGAGCAGAAACCUGGGGAGAGGGGUUUGGUUUCUUACACCCCACAGCUCUGUCUGCAUUCAUUGGCUCCUAAAAGUUGCCUUUGCUGGUCUCGCCUUCUCUGCCUUCUACCUGGCCGGGAAGCUGCACUGCUUUGCUCCCGGCCAGCGUGGCACGGCUCUGCGGCUCUGCGCCUUCCUCCUCCCCCUGUUCAUCGCCACCCUCAUCGCCUUGUCCCGCACCUGCGACUACAAGCACCACUGGCAGGAUGUGCUGGUCGGCUCGGUGAUAGGCUUCGUGCUUGCGUACCUCUGCUACAGGCAGUAUUACCCUCCUCUGACGGACUCCAUGUGCCACAAACCAUCUCUGUCUAAAUCCAAACAGCUGCCAGCGCACCAAGAAAAGUCUGCGACUUCCAGCUUUCACCUGGACAUAUAACGAAGGGCUCUGUCCUGCUGGCGCCUUUCCUUCCGCUCCUUGGGUGACGGAGCAGGGGAGGCUGGAGGAGGUUGUUCCUGGCCCACAAGAAUUGUCUCAAAGGGGGAUGAACCUGAAAACCAAACGGGAACUCGUCUCUGCAGUGUUGGUAAGUUGUGCUGUUCAGGGGGCCUGUGUUUAGUUUUUGUGAGUUUUGUAGGCGUCCCUUCCUCUGGACCCAAUGGAAAGUGAGUUCAGCAGCCAGUGUGCAAGCCUGCAGCAGGACAGCCCGGCUAUGAAAGGUCCUGAAGCUGAAAACUGGAACAAUGUGACUGUGUUGUGCCCUGUCUGGGGGGUGUUCUUGGGUCUGGGCCAGACAGCUCGGUCAGAUGUCUCCCUUCAACCCGGCCGCGCUGUCCCACUCCUCACGGGAACUGUGUCGUAGUGAGUGCAGGGCCUGGCUGGUGCCGGGGUGACGUGCGUCUUUUCAGUCGGAGCUGAACUCAUUUAGAGUAAUAAGUGCAAGGCUGCAGCCUUUAUCCAUGGCUUAAGUGAGGGGGAGAGAGAAGAUGCAACUAGCGUGAUUGUUCUGUGCGUUAUUGUGCUAGCCCUGUUUGUUUUCUUUUUCUCCAAUUUGGCAAAUAAAGGAGUUUAAUUUUUCAAACGA